AUGGCUACUACGGAUAGCAAGGGUGGAUUCGCGCUUGUGCUGCAGAAUCCUUAUCUAUGCGGUGUUGCAUCGUUCUCAACCCUUGGCGGGUUGCUUUUUGGCUAUGAUCAAGGUGUCAUUAGCGGUGUCAUAACCAUGGAGUCCUUUGGAGCGAGUUAUUGGAUCGAUUACGGCACAAAUUAUAUUGGUGGCACCCGCUGUGCUCCGGAUAUUCCUUAUUCGGGUGGCACAGUGGCUAAACCUGCCUUCGAUCCAUACCACGAUGUUCCCGUGGGCGGGUGCAAUGGUCAAUCAGAGGCGUCGUGGCGGUUUCCUCUGGCUCUUCAGAUUCUUCCGGCUGUGAUUUUGGGGCUGGGGAUGCUUUUCUUCCCGGACUCGCCUCGCUGGUUGUUGAUGAAGGAACGGGAUGAUGAGUCAAUCACGGCGCUCGCGAAAUUGCGUCGACAGGCUCGCGAUAGUCCUGUUUUAUUGAACGAAUACCUUGAGAUCAAAGCUUCUAUUAUGCUGGAGAACACCUUUGCAAGAGAGAAUUUCCCCAAUCUGUCAGGGUACAAACUGCACAUGGCCCAGUACAUGUCAUUCCUGACGACUUGGGCCCGGUUCAAGCGUCUGGCAAUCGGUUGUAUAGUGAUGUUCUUCCAGCAGUUCAUGGGCUGUAACGCUAUGAUCUACUACGCGCCUACUAUCUUCGCCCAGCUGGGUUUGGAUGGAAAUACCACUUCCCUUCUUGCGACUGGUGUUUAUGGUAUCGUGAACUGCCUAAGUACCCUCCCAGCACUCUUUUUCAUUGACAAGGUUGGCCGUCGACCGUUGCUUAUGGCCGGUGCUACCGGAACCUGCAUCUCCCUGGUCAUUGUCGGUGGAAUACUGGGUGGGUAUGGGUCUGCUCUGGUGAGCAACAAGUCUGCCGGGUGGGCUGGCAUUGCCUUUAUCUACAUUUACGAUAUCAAUUUCUCAUAUUCCUUCGCUCCUAUCGGCUGGGUUCUUCCUUCUGAAAUCUUCAAUCUUUCGAUUAGAUCCAAAGCUAUCUCAAUUACAACCUCCGCCACAUGGAUGUGCAACUUCAUCAUUGGCCUCGUCACACCAGACAUGCUCGAGUCCAUCACUUGGGGCACCUAUAUCUUCUUCGCCGCAUUCUGUCUUCUGGCGCUCGCUUUCACAAUAUUCUGCGUCCCUGAAACGCGAGGCAAAACGCUUGAAGACAUGGAUCUCAUCUUCGGGGAUACAGCCGCCCACGAAGAAAAGAAACGCAUCAAGCACAUUGAAGCCGAGUUGCGCGGCACUCCUAUUGAAGAUGAGGAUUUCAUGAAACCCGUCGACGAACACGCGGAAACCAUUGAAGCUUGA
Molecule: messenger RNA, 1347 nt
Organism: Penicillium brevicompactum
Lineage: Eukaryota; Fungi; Ascomycota; Eurotiomycetes; Eurotiales; Aspergillaceae
Product: Major facilitator superfamily domain general substrate transporter
Exons: 8
Coding region: 1-1347 (448 amino acids)
Biological process (GO): transmembrane transport; carbohydrate transport
Cellular component (GO): membrane
Molecular function (GO): carbohydrate:proton symporter activity
Source: RefSeq, a predicted model, not a curated record